AUGAACCUGGCAGUGCUGAAAGAAAUCGAGGAGACGCGCCGGUUUUUAGAGGAGUGCUGCGUCCAAGAUCUUAUACGGCUCCAGACAGCACGCAACGUAUUCGAACGGCAUAUCAGCCGGAUAGAGAGCUUCGCGAAUGAAACAACGAAUCCCCGGCACGAGGAGAUCGGAAGCCUUCUCCUUGACACGCUGCAAAUGACGCCGAGCCGGCAGACAUGCGGCAACGAAGACAGGAUGCUGGCCACACCGUCCAUGGCAUCGCCACCGGUGAACCGUGCGACACUCAAUUAUGACCAUUUCCUUGACGAAAUGGCGGGCGGCAACGCAGCGGCUGCAGCAGGUAUGUGGCAAAGUCGUCUUGCUGGCGAGAGCGAUGCUGACGCACGCAAGCGGCCGACGCUAGAGUCUAUCCCUGAAGACAAGCGCAACCGUACCCCGCCAGAGGACCGCAGUGUGCCCUGCCAGGUUCUGGUUGUGUUUAAGCGCAAGCGUAUCCUUCAAUUCGAGUCUCCAACGUACGUUGCUCCCGGUGAGUAUGUCGUGGUUGGUGGUGAUCGUGGGGAAGACAUCGGCCUCGUAACGCACUCGUGGACACUCGGUGAGCGCGACCACAAUGGUGAGAAGAAGUGGGCGGAGGGCGUCGGAAAAGUGUUGCGUGUUGCAAGUGCGCUGGAGGUGUCGCAGCUGCAGGGCGUCCAGACGGAGCUGGAGGACCGCGCGGUGGAGGUGGCGCAAAAGAAAGUAGAAGAGCACGGUCUUCCAAUGUGUAUCGUCGAUGCUGAGUACCAGUUCGACCGGAAGAAGCUCACGUUUUACUACCGGUCGCAGCACCGGUUGGACUUCAGAACUCUUGUGCGGGACCUUUACAAGACGUUCCGCGCCCGCAUUUGGAUGGAGCCGGAGGUGCCCUCGUAG
This is a messenger RNA of Trypanosoma grayi, 915 nucleotides long. Its product is annotated as putative cell cycle sequence binding phosphoprotein (RBP45). Bases 1 to 915 code for a protein of 304 amino acids. Gene Ontology annotation, cellular component: cytoplasm. The transcript has a single exon. The record is from RefSeq and is a predicted model, not a curated record. Lineage: Eukaryota; Euglenozoa; Kinetoplastea; Trypanosomatida; Trypanosomatidae.